Molecule: messenger RNA, 751 nt
Organism: Closterium sp. NIES-65
Lineage: Eukaryota; Viridiplantae; Streptophyta; Zygnematophyceae; Desmidiales; Closteriaceae
Source: the annotation of a GenBank genome assembly
UGAAGGUGCUGCUGCAGCUGAAGGAGGCGUGGGGCGGCGUUUGGGCGAACAACAGCAACGCCACCACGGCGUGCUCUGAAUGGACUGGCGUCACCUGCAGCCCCAAAGGGCUCGUCGUUUCCCUGGAUUCAAGUCUAGUGCGGCCUGAUCGGAAUUUCCCCAGUCCCUCCAUACCUGCUUCCAUCACCGGUCUUUCCACUCUGCAACUCCUUGAUCUGACCAGCUUAAAUCUGUUCGGGCCCAUUCCAUCCCUCGCCAGUCUCACUGGUCUCAUGCACCUAGCUAUUGCGAUGGAUGGUGGCAAUGGCAUCAGUCACGCUGGCACUCUGGAGGGACUGGCCUGGCUCUCCUCCCUCACCAACCUGCAAACACUGUCUCUAGAGUACUUGGCAUUUCUCACAGGGGAGUUGUCCUCCCUGCACUUUCUUUCACACCUGAGAAGCCUACAUGAUCUGAAAGUCCGGAGACUCAGAAACGCCACAGGAGAGGUACCCAGAGAGCUUCAAUACAUGACUUCCCUCACUUCACUGGAUCUAUCCUACCUUCGAUUUGCGGAUUUCCCCUUUUGGGUCACUCGACUCACCAACCUUCAGUAUCUGAAUCUGGAGGCAGACAAUCCACACCGGCAGGGGCGAUUGCUGAAUGAAGACCUCUCUCAGCUCACAGCACUCACUGUCCUCUCCCUUUUUGGAAACAACCUGGAAGGCUACCUCCCCAAUAGCUGGACCAAUCUGGCCCAUCUGCAAGUGCU